GAAAGCGGCGCCGCCCGCCGGCCGCUAGCGCGGAUGAAGCCGGGCGUUCUCCACCCCCUCCCUUUAGGGUCCCCCGAAGAAAGCGGGCAAGCUUCGUGCAGCUGCGCUGCGCUUCCUUCCGUGUCUGUUCCCCAAAUAAGGGCUUCGGUCCCCCGCCGCCCGCGCACCCGCGUGGGCCGGGCGCGUCGUCUCCCCAGGUCGGCCCUGCAGCGGCGCCCACACUCUGUGUAGCAUCCCUGUCCCCGGCCCCUGCCCAGUCGUCCCGCCGCCGGAGCGGUGACCGCCUGGCCCAACGUUCCUUCGCUGCCACCGCUGCCGGCACCAUGGGCAGUGAGCAGAGCUCCGAGGUCGAGAGCCGACCCAACGAUCUGAACUCCUCAGUGACACCUUCUCCAGCAAAGCAUAGAGCCAAGAUGGACGAUAUUGUGGUUGUAGCUCCAGGCUCCCAGCCCUCACGGAAUGUCAGCAACGAUCCCGAUGUCAUCAAGUUGCAAGAGAUUCCAACCUUCCAGCCGCUUUUGAAAGGGCUAUUGAGUGGCCAGACUUCCCCAACGAAUACCAAAUUGGAGAAAUUGGAUUCCCAGCAGGUGUUACAGCUCUGCCUCCGAUAUCAGGACCAUCUUCAUCAGUGUGCGGAGGCCGUUGCCUUCGAUCAGAAUGCUUUGGUUAAACGAAUCAAAGAGAUGGAUUUGUCCGUAGAAACUCUCUUCAGCUUCAUGCAGGAGCGCCAGAAGAGAUACGCCAAGUACGCGGAGCAGAUCCAGAAGGUCAACGAGAUGUCGGCCAUCCUCCGCCGCAUCCAGAUGGGCAUCGACCAGACCGUGCCGCUGAUGGAGCGGCUCAACAGCAUGCUGCCCGAGGGCGAGAGGCUGGAGCCCUUCAGCAUGAAGCCGGAGCGGGAGCUCAAGCUCUAGAGCGGCCUCCGCCCUCGGCCGGGCUCUCGUCCUGUGGGGACCGGCCUGGCGCCGCCCGUACCCCGAGGACCUUCGGAACCGAAGCCCCAGGCGGUGGCUGGAUCUGGAAGCCGGUGGGAGGCUCUGGGACUCCCUGCGGGCGUGUGAAGCGGUCGGGCCGGCCUGCGAACGUGCCGCUGCCCCCCUUCCCCUCUCCGUGAUGCUUGUCCCCUUUGCAAAACGAACCAAACGAACUCUCUCGGUGCUAACCGGAAGUUGGAGCGUUUGAAUUAUUAGGAAUUUGUUACAGAACUCUGUGUUGGGAAUUCCCUUUAUUUUGUUUAGAUUUUUUUGUUUUAAUUGAGAGUGUAUAUUGUCAAGUCUAGCUUGCAGAGUGAAAAUAUGGAGAGAAGGGGAGAACUAAUUUAAGAAGCUCUCUGUCCUCAAUGCCUUCAUGAAAUUUUACUCAGUGGGCUUUCCGGGUUAUGAAUUGUAAACAUAAAUAACUAAUUUAAUCCAA
Messenger RNA from Ailuropoda melanoleuca (giant panda), 1413 nucleotides. It is a transcript of the gene BORCS5, whose product is annotated as BLOC-1 related complex subunit 5. Bases 324 to 914 code for a protein of 196 amino acids. The record is from RefSeq and is a predicted model, not a curated record. NCBI's taxonomy places the organism in Eukaryota, Metazoa, Chordata, Mammalia, Carnivora, Ursidae. Gene Ontology annotation, cellular component: cytoplasmic side of lysosomal membrane; synaptic vesicle membrane; BORC complex. Gene Ontology annotation, biological process: organelle transport along microtubule; lysosome localization; positive regulation of anterograde synaptic vesicle transport. The transcript is spliced from 4 exons.